This is a messenger RNA of Scatophagus argus, 5114 nucleotides long. It is a transcript of the gene ntn1a, whose product is annotated as netrin 1a. The coding region runs from base 274 to 2094 and encodes 606 amino acids. The transcript has 7 exons. The record is from RefSeq and is a predicted model, not a curated record. Gene Ontology annotation, molecular function: protein binding. NCBI's taxonomy places the organism in Eukaryota, Metazoa, Chordata, Actinopteri, Scatophagidae.
GAGGGAGAGAGAGAGAGAGAGAGAGAGAGAGAGAGACAGGGGGAGAUUGCGAAAAGACGGGCAGGAGGAGUGGGACUUGCUAUAAGGACACUAGCGACUCCUAAAAUCCAGCCGCUCCUCUAUUUUUACGCAGGAGAUUUGAAGAAACAAACAACAAAACAGGAGCAGCUGUGAUUGAAGCCCGAUUAGGAAAAGUAUCCUAACGUUCCGGUUUUUGACAUCUUUCUAUACUAUCCGCAGCGGCAGAGACACUUGGGGACCGAGGGACCUACCAUGACAAGGGCUGUAGAUAUUGUGCUCACUGCUCUGCUUGCCGCGUCCCUGUCGUGCCGGAGCGCCCUCGGCGGCUACGGGAUGAGCCUGUUCGCGGCGCAGACCUCUCCCCCGGACCCCUGCUACGAUGAGCACGGCAACCCGCGCCGCUGCAUCCCGGACUUCGUCAACUCCGCCUUCGGGAAGGAAGUGAAGGUGUCGAGCACUUGCGGCAAGACGCCCAGCCGCUACUGCGUGGUGACAUCGGCGGAGAAAGGAGACGAGAGGACCAGGAACUGUCUCACGUGCGACGCCUCGGACCCCAAGAAGUACCACCCCCCGGCGUACCUGACGGACCUCAACAACCCACACAACCUCACCUGCUGGCAGUCCGAGAACUUCAUCCAGUACCCACAGAAUGUCACCCUGACUCUGUCCCUCGGAAAGAAGUUUGAGGUCACUUACGUGAGCCUGCAGUUCUGCUCGCCUCGACCUGAAUCCAUGGCCAUUUUCAAGUCAAUGGACUACGGUAAAACUUGGGUACCCUUUCAGUUUUACUCGACUCAGUGCAGGAAGAUGUACAACAAGCCAAACAGGGCCGUUAUCACGAAGCAGAACGAGCAGGAGGCCGUGUGCACGGACUCCCACACCGACAUGUACCCUCUGACCGGCGGGCUCAUCGCCUUCAGCACGCUGGAUGGCAGACCGUCGGCUCACGACUUUGACAACUCUCCGGUGCUACAGGACUGGGUAACGGCCACAGACAUUAAGGUCAUCUUCAGCCGGUUGCACACUUUUGGCGACGAGAACGAGGACGACUCGGAGCUGGCCCGGGACUCGUACUUCUACGCCGUGUCGGACCUGCAGGUCGGAGGGAGAUGCAAAUGCAACGGGCACGCAUCUCGGUGCGUAAAGGACCGGGAUGGCAGUCUGGUGUGUGAGUGCAAGCACAACACCGCCGGGCCGGAGUGCGACAGGUGCAAACCUUUCCACUACGACAGACCGUGGCAGAGAGCCACAGCCAGGGAGGCCAACGAGUGUGUCGCCUGUAACUGCAACCUUCACGCCCGAAGGUGUCGUUUCAACAUGGAGCUGUACAAGCUGUCAGGAAGGAAGAGUGGAGGAGUCUGCCUCAACUGUCGCCACAACACUGCUGGACGCCACUGCCACUACUGCAAGGAGGGCUACUACAGGGACCUGUCCAAACCAAUCUCACACCGGAAAGCCUGCAAAGCAUGUGAUUGCCAUCCCGUGGGUGCUGCUGGCAAAACCUGUAACCAAACCACAGGACAAUGUCCCUGUAAAGACGGCGUGACUGGUAUCACGUGCAACCGCUGUGCUAAAGGCUACCAGCAGAGCCGCUCGCCCAUUGCCCCCUGCAUAAAGAUUCCAGUUGCACCUCCUACAACCCCAUCCAGCAGCACGGAGGAGCCAUCAGACUGUGACUCUUACUGUAAAGCAUCUAAAGGCAAGCUGAAGAUCAACAUGAAGAAAUACUGCAAGAAAGAUUACGCUGUCCAGGUGCACAUCCUGAAGGCAGACAAAGCCGGGGAGUGGUGGAAGUUCACAGUCAACAUCAUCUCCGUCUACAAGCAGGGCGAGAGCCGCAUCCGCCGUGGCGACCAGUUCCUGUGGGUCCGUGCCAAAGAUGUGGCCUGCAAGUGUCCCAAGAUCAAACCUGGGAAGAAGUACCUGCUGCUGGGGAACGACGAGGACUCCCCAGGGCAGAGUGGAGUGGUGGCAGACAAAGGAAGCCUGGUCAUCCAGUGGAGGGACACAUGGGCACGCAGACUCAGGAAGUUCCAGCAGCGCGAGAAGAAAGGCAAGUGCAAGAAACCAUAGGGAGAAAAAAACGGAAAUGAUGCUGGAAAUGGGAGAGCAAUUCAAGAGAAAGCUGAGCGGGUCAUUUAAAAAAUAAUAAUAAUAAAAGUGAAUGAGAGGCAGAGAGAGGACCACAGACAGACAAGAGACUGUUUAUGUCGCUGCUUUUUUCUGUAGAAGCAUGAAGAGAAUUAUUUAGGAUGAUUUGUUUUUCUAGUGAACUUUUGUUGAAGGAGCUCACAUUGCAGAUUUGGUUUUAUGGUUUAUUUUACUUUGAGAUUUUGUCUCUCUUGUGGAUUUGCCGAAUUUGCACCUAUUACCAGCAUAUAAAGUUAUUUGUGUUCAUUUUCUUUAUCUCAGUAUGAAAUCAUUAUAUUUUAUGUUUUAAUUUUAUGGACAGUUUCUGCUGGUGCAAAAUGUCACAGAAAAAGCCACUUAAUUACCACUGCAACUUUGCCUCUGCAUGGUUUUCUUAUUGUAUUCUUAGCUAAGAAACAAGCUUGUCUUGACUGAUCUUAUUGAGGCAGAAAUAUUUUCUUUAUUAAGACUUGUGCCAUAAAAACUAUUGUUUGAAGCCACAGAAAUGCAAAAGACAUUUAGUUUUCUCUGAGCUGCCACUCAUUUCCCUCACUGUACAAAUUCUGCAACUCAAGAAACAAGAAACGUUGUCCAGCAUUUUUACCUGUCAGGACAUUUAGAAUACGUGACAGAAAAGAACCAAGGAUAAGACACAACUCUGACUAACGUAUUUUUGACCUGAGCAUAUUUUCACUUUCCAUUUGUGACAUCAGACUUCCCUGGUUAAAUUUUGGUUGUUCAGUAUUUGUACAAACCUGCAUGUGUAUGCUUCUCAUGUGAGACUGUAAUGUUCAUUCCACUAACUGGUGCUGCUCAUGGUACUAAUGUUAAAAUUCUGCUUUUUGGGGAGGAGGGAAGGCAAACUGAAUUGAAAAUCACUGAGUUCACUUUCUGUACUUGCAGUUACUGUGAUUAUUAUUAUUGUUAAUUUCACAACAGGAGUUUAACAACUGACUUACAAAAGGACAAGAGGCCAGGCAAAUAUAUUAUACGGUUAUAAGGUGCUAUGAAAAUAUUCACAAAAUUGUGAAUGGUUCUUUGGGUAGCGCUAAUAGAAAUAAAUAACAAUAAUAAAGAUUGGUUCUUAAGUUGACUGUAAAAUAAAUUGUCAUAUGUUGGUUUUAAUUCAUUUCAGCUACCCCUUAGAAAUAAUAUUUACUUGUUCCACUACAAAAUUAUCAGUGCUGUUACCCAAGGUAGGUCAUUGUCCAAGUGGAUGCAACAUUAUUGUCAUGCAGCUGCAAGUGCAUCACGUUCUCAGAGGAUACUGACAUAGACGUGCAUGUAAUGUCUCAAGUGCAACGCAGAUUUAUGUAUGUCUCUUUAGAAAUGUAUUCUUCCACACCAGGUUGUGAAAAAAAACUUUGUAACAUGUGUCCAAAUAUAUCUUUAAAAAUUUGCAUGAAUAAGACAAAAGAUUAAAAAAAAUGUUCUCUGCAUCUAGAAUAGUACAGUGUGGGUAGCUACAAAUAACUAAAUCUGAAAAGCUGCUUUUUAUGUGGAGCAAGAUCAGUUCUGUAUUGUAUGAAAAGAAAAAUGUCCUUACCUCAUGCGGAGCAGAAAUUAUUCAGAAUGCAAAAAAUUAAAACUUUACUGCUAACUGCGCCUUGAAAUGUGCUCAUCAGUUACUUAAAUGUGUUUUUUGAAAUGCCCUUCACACUGGCUUGUAUGCAUCUAGAAUAGUUCCUACAGUACGGUGAGAUUACAGUUAAAUACCGUUACACUAUACACUCUUUAGCAAACACAAUGCAUGACUGUACAUUCACUAAGAGGAGACUGUGCGACCAGUCAGAAGCUGCAGUGUCCCAUUGACCUGUCACAUUAAUUCUCUUCACUUCAACACUCGCACAGGGAGAAACGGGGUGAAUUGCAAUCACUCGACGCUGCUUAUUUCAAACCACAUAGCUCAUUUAUUUGUAUGCAGUUCAGUUGGGAUUUCUGAAAGGAAUGCGUGGUAAAAGCUCAGGUUUGUGAAAGCCCACAGUGUAUCUGGUGUAUCAUACAUUAGGGUUGCUUUCAGUGCAUCCCAAAACAUGUUUGAUGUUGAUAUUAUUUUUGUAUCACGAAAUCACAUUUAGCAUAUUUUAAACUGUCCCUCAGCACAAGUAACUGAGAGGAAGAUUAUUAAGGUUUUUUCAGGACACAGAGUGUUAAUCUAAUGGACUCUCACCUAAUUUUGCUUUGAAUGGUAAAAAAAUUCUGAUUCCCAUCCUGCACAUUUUCCCAAAUGGACUGAACUGCUUUCUAGAUCAUGACAAAUUAGGAGAGCUUUUCAAACCAUGAGAAAUCAAAAAUAACCUGGGUGCAGCUGUAAGAUAACAAGUGAUUUUGUCGCCGAGGUACUUCACAAUAUUUACAUCUAUGGUUUGAUGCAGCAUAUUUUUACUUUACUGUACAAUCAGUCAAAUGAUUGUGAUGUCAGUCCAUCAUGAUGCUACGUGCUGGCUUCUCCAGCAUAUUCACAUAUACAGCAUUUCUACAUGCUCCUGCCAUCCUUUGUUAAUCCCACAGCAUAACAUAAAAUGUCAUUGUUUUUCUGUUUGGCACAAUGUAAUCUGUAAUCACACUUCUUUAGUUCCUGUAGCCUCUUGCUGUUAAUUUUACAUCUGUCUAAUGAGCAAUGGUUUGACAAGCUUCCCGAUGAAACGCUAUACACAUACCUGUCAAAGCAUUGCUUUGUGUUCAUACUAUGAAUUGUAAAUGUUGUUUAAUUGUCACCAUUGCCAAGACUUUUUGCAAUGUUGUUUUACGAUGCGUACUAAUAUAUUAUGGUUAUUAUAUAUGAAUAUAUUUAAUGACACAAGACAUUGUGGAUUUUAUUGUCUUUUUCAUUUUUUUUUUACUUGUUUGUGGUUGUUUAGAUUGUUGCCAUUAAAGAAGGAAAUAAUAACUACUGAACACACCAAUCUGGUAGAACUUAAUUCAGAUCUUCAGUUGAAAUAAACUCUUGUUACAUUGAAAAA